AUGUCUUUAAUACAAUCGGAUCAACUAAUAACGGUGACACCAGAUAAAACCUCAGAUAUUACUAGUCUUAAGGAGCGUCAUUAAAUGACAAAGAUGUUUUAGUCUAAUAAGAUAAAAUUCACAGGAAUCGCUGAAAUUCCUAUAGAGGGGUUUGGUGACCUAAUGAGCAAGUAUUAAAAUGAUAGAAAGGAUGUAAAUAAAAAUUACUAAGACAAUUAUGAUUAGUUGUUUAAAAAGCAAAUUUAGAAUCUAGAGAAAAAGUAAAUUGAGUUGCUUAAGCAAAAUAAAUUCUACAACACUUUUAUUGAGGAAAAAAUGGAGACAAUCGAAGAAGAGUUGAUAAAAUAAGCUGAAAAAUAACUAGGAGAGCAAGCAUUUAGAGAUGUGACUGAGCUCAAGAAUAAAACGAACAUAUUUGAUACCAGAAAGGCUUAGCUUGAUAUUUUAAGAGGAUAGUUUUAUCUUAGAAUGAAUAAAAAUCUUCCAUUUACAGAUGAUAUCCAAAAGACAAUUAAUGAUCUCAAAAAAUACAACAAUAAUGGUGAGAAAAUCAAAGACCCAUAAGGGGAUCAAGCAUAAAAAGAAAGUAUGUUAAAGAGUAUUGCUGUCAAGGAUGAAAAGUAUUUGAAGACAGGAAAGAAUUUACCUGUUAAGGGCACGGUUAGUAAAUCAAUGGAGAUGAGGUAAGGUGUUGGUGUAGAUCCAUUAGUUCAAAGCUAAGCCAUGAUAAGUAAUAUGAUCAAGAAAUAAUAUGAUUAGAUUCAUAGUAAGAUCUUUAAGGACAGAAACAAAGUCUAUGUUGAUGAGUAAAUGAAUCAAGUCAUUUACCCUAAAUAGUAAUUAUUAUAACUAGCCUUGAAAAAAGUAAAAGUAGAUUAAGUCAAAUAGUUGCAAUAAAGAAUUGAACAUGCCAAAAAAUCUAAAUAGUUGACAAGCAUUGUAAAUACUCUAGGUUAAACUUUUAAUAUUGGUAGCAAAGAAAGUUUUGAAAUAAACAAACCUAGAGAUCUAACAAAUUUUAUGAACAGUCCUCCGAAAUCAUUAGAUAGUCCAUUAUAAUAAGAGUAGAGAGCCUAAACCUAGGUUGGCAUUAAUAGAGUAAGAAACUAUCGAAAUAGAAGGAACUUAAAUACCACUGAUAUUUUUCGAGCAACAACAGCGAUUGGAAAUGGAAUUGACAGUAAUAAUAUAGUAAAUAGAUCAAUAGAUUCAAAAGUAUUUGAAGAAAAACUUAGACUGAAUACAGCAAUAUAAAAGUAUAAUAAUCUGAAGAGAGUAUAAUCCCCAUUUAAAACAAUAUCCGAUGUAAGGAAUGCAAAACAAGAUAACUUUAGUCUUACUAGAAUCUCUAUGUCUUUCUAGCAGGAAUAGCCGUCAGAAAACAGCAAAGAAAUUUAGGUGAAAAAAGCAAUUUUUAUCUAAGAUGUGGAAACAAAGUAAUAGCUUGAAAACAUACUGAAAACGUGCCAAUAAGAGAAUAAGUCAACUUUUGACGAUAUGAUGGACAUAGAUAACACAGUAAAGCAAUAUCAUGAGCAAGACAAUAGAUUUUACACUGUUUCAAAUACUCUUAAAGAGCUGGAGAAUGUAGAUAUUUCUGUACUUCAAUAGAUUUAUGACUGGAAGAUAAAUGAAAGAGAGGACGAGUAGAUCGAAGAGAAAAAAAUUAUCAAGGAAUUUAAAAUGAACUAUCUAGAUCCCACAUAGUACAUUGUUAAGCUAAAAUAAAAUAAGGCUUGGAAAAAUGCUGCAAAACAAAAGAAAGCAAUGAGUGUAAAGUAAAAAUGA
Molecule: messenger RNA, 1788 nt
Organism: Stylonychia lemnae
Lineage: Eukaryota; Ciliophora; Spirotrichea; Sporadotrichida; Oxytrichidae
Source: the annotation of a GenBank genome assembly